CUCCACUUUGGGAAUCUGAUUGUGAACUAAAGGCGCCAAAUCGAAACAGUUUCAUUGGGAGCUUUCAUCAAAUUCUCUGGGGAAAGACUCAAUCUUUUUGUAUUUUCUCGUGACAAAUCUGUUACGUUUGUUCCUGAAUAUCGAAAAUUGCGAGAGUUUCUCUAGUUUCAGCUUCUAAGUCACCAAAGAGGCUAUUGGAAGAAAAGUUCAUCUCUUUCUUGGAAUCAUGUAAAACCCAGAAACAGCUUCUUCAAAUUCAAUCUCAAACCGUAUGUCACGAGUUACUACAGAAUGAUUACGUCGCUCCGAGACUCGUCGCUGCUUGUUGCCGAAUCACGAGAAUUGAUUACGCACGCCAAGUGUUCGACAGAAUCUCUCAACCAAAUGUUUCUGUUUGGAAUGCUAUGUUUAAUGGGAGUGAUAGCAUCGGCGAAUAAGGUGUUUUGUGAGAUGGUUGAGAAAAAUGUAGUUCUUUGGACUUCGAUGAUCAAUGGGUAUCUUUUGAAUAAGGACUUAGUCUCUGCUCGACGCUAUUUUGAUUUGUCGCCUGAGAGAGAUAUUGUGUUGUGGAACACUAUGAUAUCUGGUUAUAUUGAAAUGGGGAAUAUGUUAGAGGCUAGGAGUCUUUUUGAUCAAAUGCCUUGUAGGGAUGUCAUGUCGUGGAAUACGGUUUUAGAGGGUUAUGCAAAUAUUGGAGAUAUGGAAGCAUGUGAAAGGGUUUUUGAUGAUAUGCCAGAGAGAAAUGUGUUCUCUUGGAAUGGUUUGAUCAAGGGAUAUGCUCAAAAUGGGCGGGUUUCUGAAGUGUUGGGUUCUUUUAAGAGAAUGGUAGAUGAAGGGAGUGUUGUUCCUAACGAUGCAACAAUGACUUUAGUUUUAUCCGCUUGUGCAAAGUUAGGAGCUUUUGAUUUCGGGAAAUGGGUACAUAAGUAUGGAGAAACUCUUGGUUACAAUAAGGUAGAUGUUAAUGUUAAGAAUGCUUUGAUUGAUAUGUAUGGAAAAUGCGGAGCUAUAGAGAUAGCUAUGGAAGUCUUCAAAGGCAUAAAGAGAAGAGAUUUGAUAAGUUGGAAUACCAUGAUCAACGGUUUAGCUGCACAUGGACAUGGAACUGAGGCCUUAAAUUUAUUCCAUGAGAUGAAAAAUUCCGGAAUUAGUCCGGACAAGGUAACAUUCGUCGGUGUUUUAUGUGCCUGUAAACACAUGGGUUUGGUUGAAGAUGGCUUGGCUUAUUUCAAUUCCAUGUUUACUGAUUUCUCAAUAAUGCCUGAGAUUGAGCAUUGCGGUUGUGUAGUGGAUUUACUAUCACGGGCUGGAUUUUUAACACAAGCUGUUGAGUUUAUAAACAAAAUGCCGGUAAAAGCGGAUGCUGUUAUAUGGGCUACUCUUCUUGGAGCUUCAAAGGUUUAUAAGAAGGUGGACAUUGGCGAAGUUGCGCUUGAAGAGUUGAUCAAGCUUGAACCAAGAAACCCGGCUAAUUUCGUUAUGCUCUCAAACAUAUAUGGAGAUGCAGGAAGAUUUGAUGAUGCUGCAAGGCUAAAAGUUGCUAUGAGAGACACAGGGUUUAAGAAAGAAGCAGGUGUUAGCUGGAUUGAGACCGAUGAUGGUUUAGUGAAGUUUUAUUCUUCGGGAGAGAAGCAUCCUCGAACAGAGGAAUUACAGAGGAUCUUGAGAGAACUGAAGAGCUUCAACAUCCUUCGUGACGAAGAACAUUUUAUGUAAUCUUGUAGAGCUUUUGUCAAGCUUAAACUUUUUCCAUUACCGGAAUUUGUUGUGAAGAACAUUCUGCAAUGUGGAAGCGGAACCCUCACACUGUUGACGUAUAGGAAUUUGAAUUUCUUAAAGCAGUUUACAAAGAGCCUUGUGCUCAGCUGAAUAAGCUUGCUGAGUUCUUGAGUUGUCCAUUUACCGCAAAAGAAGAAGAGGUUUUAUACUUUUGUAAUCUGAGCUUUUAAGAGGUCAACAAGAUCAUGAAUGGAAUGGGUCACAAGAAGUAUAUGACUACUGAAAUGGACAACAAUAUCGGCGAGUUAACAAAAGAUCCCAUAUAGCACACUAGUUAAAUUUUCUUGAUUGCCAAUGUUUUGGAUUCGUUAUUCGACAAGGGAAAACUUUUUUUUUUUUUUUUUCAAACAAUCCAUUUCAAUAUUGUAUAUAUUAGUAAAUUUCUUAUUGCGUAACAA
Molecule: messenger RNA, 2177 nt
Organism: Arabidopsis thaliana (thale cress)
Lineage: Eukaryota; Viridiplantae; Streptophyta; Magnoliopsida; Brassicales; Brassicaceae
Product: Tetratricopeptide repeat (TPR)-like superfamily protein
Exons: 2
Coding region: 292-1716 (474 amino acids)
Biological process (GO): RNA modification
Molecular function (GO): RNA binding
Source: RefSeq, marked reviewed